UCCAGUCGCUAGUUGGCAGAAUAACCUCGGUAUCAACACGCAGUAUGAUUGACCAGCGUGUUGGUUCUAAACUUCCGCUAUGACGCAGUACUUCCUCUCUUCAGCAAGUCCCAGCCAAGAUGGGUCGAGUCAGAACCAAGACAGUCAAGAAGGCAGCCCGGGUCAUUAUUGAGAAAUACUACACACGCCUGGGCAAUGACUUCCACACCAACAAGAGGGUGUGUGAGGAUAUUGCCAUCAUUCCCAGCAAACCUCUGCGCAACAAGGUUGCAGGGUAUGUCACACACUUGAUGAAGCGAAUCCAACGUGGUCCAGUCAGAGGAAUCUCCAUCAAGCUACAAGAGGAGGAGAGAGAGAGGAGGGACAACUACGUUCCAGAGAUUUCUGCUUUGGACCAGGAACUCAUCGAGGUGGAUCCAGACACUAAAGAAAUGCUCAAAAUACUGGAUUUUGGUGGCCUUUCAAAACUGCAAGUUACUCAACCAACAGUUGGAAUGAACUUUAAAACUCCUCGUGGAGUUUGAUGUGAAAAAUGUCUAAUAAAGAAAACCAGUAAUGAAGA
Messenger RNA from Cynoglossus semilaevis (tongue sole), 562 nucleotides. It is a transcript of the gene rps17, whose product is annotated as ribosomal protein S17. Gene Ontology annotation, biological process: translation. Gene Ontology annotation, cellular component: ribosome. NCBI's taxonomy places the organism in Eukaryota, Metazoa, Chordata, Actinopteri, Pleuronectiformes, Cynoglossidae. The record is from RefSeq and is a predicted model, not a curated record. Gene Ontology annotation, molecular function: structural constituent of ribosome. The coding region runs from base 120 to 524 and encodes 134 amino acids. The transcript is spliced from 5 exons.